AUGUCGUUUUGCAUGGCCUUGAGCUGCAGGUGGAACCGGUCUCCGUCGACGGGAAUUCUGUGGAACGACGAGAUGGACGAUUUUUCAACGCCACAUCAUCCAAACACUUUCGGGAUACCCCCGUCGCCAGCAAAUUUCAUCCGACCCGGGAAGCGACCGAAUGAGCAGCCAAAAAAAGCUAAGCGUGUUCUAGCCGUAGGAGGAGCGGGCGGAUCGACGAUAAUCAGUGGAGUAGCCGGUGUUGCAUACCAUAGCCUUUGGCUGAACGCCAACGUGAAACAGGCUGUAGAUGCUCCUCGGCUCCACAAUCAGCUUUACCCAAUACCACCUCCUAUGAGCCCAACUUCCCUCAGGUCAGCGUACUUGACGGAAUUGGCGUCCCGUGGACAUGUACUGAAGAAAGUCCAGAAUCUCACGGUGGUUACGGCGGCUGAACGAGCAGCGGAUGGCCAGCUGUACGCAAACAGCGACUUCCGCAAGGGGGAAGAGAGUUCUCCAGCUGGAUACUGA
Messenger RNA from Ostertagia ostertagi, 510 nucleotides. The record is from the annotation of a GenBank genome assembly. NCBI's taxonomy places the organism in Eukaryota, Metazoa, Nematoda, Chromadorea, Rhabditida, Trichostrongylidae.